AUGGAACAAUCUAAUAAGGAGCACCGAAAGAAGAAGGAGAAGUCCACUGCUAAAAAGAAGCUGCAUACCCAGGGUCACAAUGCCAAGGCCUUCGCAGUUGCAGCGCCCGGUAAGAUGGCCAGGACAAUGCAGCGUUCCAGUGACGUGAACGAACGUAAAUUGCAUGUGCCAAUGGUUGAUCGUACCCCAGAAGAUGAUCCUCCACCAGUUAUUGUGGCGGUUGUAGGUCCUCCAGGUACAGGAAAGACCACUUUGAUAAAGUCUUUAGUUAGAAGAAUGACAAAAACGACUUUGACAGAAGUCAACGGACCAAUUACCGUGGUGUCUGGUAAACGAAGGAGGCUUACAUUCAUCGAAUGUCCUGCUGAUGAUUUGAACUCUAUGGUUGACGUAUCAAAGGUCGCGGAUUUAGUGCUACUAAUGAUUGAUGGAAAUUUUGGAUUUGAAAUGGAAACGAUGGAAUUUCUAAAUCUAGCUCAACACCACGGUAUGCCUCGUGUCCUAGGUGUUGCAACACACCUGGACCUGUUCAAAUCACAGUCAACUCUAAGGGCUUCGAAGAAGAGAUUAAAACAUAGGUUCUGGACUGAAGUAUAUCAAGGUGCGAAGCUAUUUUACCUAUCCGGUGUAAUAAAUGGCCGCUAUCCUGAUCGUGAGAUACUUAACUUAUCUCGAUUUAUCUCAGUUAUGAAAUUCAGGCCCUUAAAGUGGAGAAAUGAGCAUCCUUAUCUUCUAGCUGACCGUAUUCUUGAUGUGACGCAUCCUGAACUAAUUGAAACGCAAGGCAAGCAAAUCGACAGAAAAGUUGCAAUAUAUGGAUACCUCCAUGGCACUUCUCUUUCCUCAGUGAGGGGUACUAAAGUCCACCUCGCAGGUGUAGGUGAUUACUCCAUUUCGCACAUCGAGAAACUACCUGAUCCCUGCCCAACACCCUACUUUCAACAAAAGAUAGACGAUUAUGAAAGGGAAAAGGCAAAAGAAGAAGGAUCCACUUCUGCAGUACCCAGAAGGCGUAAGAGGCUGGAUGACAAGCAGAAACUUAUCUACGCCCCUAUGUCCGACGUCGGUGGUAUGCUCAUGGACAAAGACGCUGUGUAUAUUGACACAGGUAACUCGAAAACCGGAGCAUCAGGCUCUACUACGCAAGACAAAGGCGAGAGCGAAGAAUUAGUUUCGUCUUUGCAGGCUGCCCAAAAGAGCAUUGGCGAAAACUAUGAUGGUGUUGGUUUGCAGAUCUUUAGUAGCGGCCAAGAGCUUCAUGUUGACGACUCCGACCAUGAUAGCGAUGAAAAUGUAAGCGAUCCUGACGUUGGGAAAAUAGGAAGAUCUUCGCUCAGGAAUCCCAGGAUAUAUGGCAAGUCUAUCCAAGAGGAAGACGAAGAAAUAGAUAAUCUACAGUCUGAUGAUGAAGAACCAGAUGGGAGAUCCGAGGGUCGUUCGUCUCAUAUGGUUGAAAUUGAUUUCGGUAAGGAUAAUGGAGAUGAACCAAUUCUCGAAACUGAAUCAGAAUUCGAACUUUCGGAUCAUGAUGAAGAAUCCUGGAACAGAAAUACUGCGGCAAAGUUGAAUGGAAGGUCACGUAGGCCAAAGAAGUGGGAUAUUGGAAAGUUGAUAUACAUGGACAAUAUCGAUCCUUCAGAUUGCAUUAAAAGAUGGAAGGGGGAAGACUCUCACGAUGAAAAUGAGUUGAGCGAUGAGGAUGCGGAAGGAGAGGACUUUUUCAAAAAAAAGGAUGAGGCUGAUUUCAAAUUAGAUAAAUUUGAUUCUGACCUCGAGAAGUUCAAACCUCAUUUCGAGACAAUCAAGCAACUGAUAACAAAAUGGAGUACGGUAGAUACGAUCAAAGAUCGAUUCGUAGGUACCCCAAUAGCUCGUUCUGGAGAUUCAGAGGCUCCUGAAGGAGAUGACUCUGAUGAAUUAUACGGCGAUUUCGAAGAUCUAGAGGCAAACGACAAUCGUGAUGAAGUUCACAAUUCCUCAGAAGAUGAUUCUGAAAAUGAUUCUGAAAAUGAUUCUGGUAAUGAUACUGACGGUUCCUUCACAAAUUUUGACGAAGAAGAGAAGAAGGAUCUGACGACGGAACAAGAGCGUGGAUUGAAUGCAGCUAAAAAAGAAUCGCUACGUCUUCAAUUUGAAAUGGAAGAAGGGGAGAACUUCAAAGAAGAUGAUCCAGAAAAUGAAUAUGACACUUGGUAUGAGCUUCAGAAGGCAAAAAUUGCCAAGCAAUUGGAAAUAAAUAACGCUGAAUUGGAAUCUAUGACUUCUGAGCAAAGGCAAAAAAUAGAGGGAUAUCGGGCCGGAUCUUACGUGAGAAUUGUAUUUGAUAGAUUACCAAUGGAAUUUGUUGAAAACUUCAAUCCUAAGUUCCCUGUUAUCAUGGGUGGUCUAUUACCGACAGAGCUAAAAUUCGGCAUUAUCAAUGCAAGAAUAAGAAGACAUCGUUGGCACAAAAAGAUUCUGAAAACCAAUGAUCCUCUAGUACUGUCCUUGGGUUGGAGAAGAUUCCAAACGUUGCCAAUCUACACGACUUCUGAUUCGAGAACACGUAAUAGGAUGUUGAAGUAUACGCCAGAGCAUGCCUACUGUACAGCGAGUUUUUAUGGGCCACUCUGCUCACCUAAUACUACCUUUUGUGGUAUACAAAUUGUUGCUAAUAGUGAUACAACUGGAAGUUUUCGAAUUGCUGCCACUGGUAUUGUACAAGAAAUUGAUGCUACUGUUGAGAUUGUGAAGAAGUUAAAACUGGUUGGUUAUCCAUACAAAAUUUUCAGAAACACCGCCUUUAUCAAGGAUAUGUUCUCCAGUGCCAUGGAAGUCGCGAGAUUCGAGGGUGCCCAAAUUAAAACAGUGUCCGGUAUCCGUGGUGAAAUUAAGAGAGCAUUGUCCAAACCAGAAGGCCAUUUCAGGGCUACCUUUGAAGAUAAGAUUCUUUUGAGUGACGUUGUCAUUUUGAGAAGUUGGUACCCUGUGCAUAUUAAAAAAUUCUAUAAUCCAGUAACAUCACUGUUGUUGGAAAACAAAACCGAAUGGAAAGGUUUGAGGUUAACAGGGCAGAUUAGGGCCGCAAUGGGAAUUGAAACACCUUCUAAUCCAGACAGCGCAUACAAAAAAAUUGAGCGUUCAGAAAGGCACUUCAACGGCCUGAAAGUACCAACAUCCAUUCAAAAAGAUCUUCCAUUCAAAUCUCAACUUCAUCAAAUGAAACCUCAAAAGAAGGCCACAUACAUGGCCAAGAGAGCAGUUGUCCUAGGAGGUGAUGAAAAGAAAGCACGCACUUUCAUGCAAAAGGUAUUUACUAUUUCUCAUGCGAAGGAUGAAAAGCGUAAGGCAAAGAAGCAGGACGAGAGGAAGCAAAGAUUGAAGAAGUUGGCUAAAUUGGAAGAGACAAAACUCGAAAAGGAGAAGCAGCGUAAAAAAGAUUUCUUUUCGAAAAAUGGUAGCAAGAGACAAUUUCAAAGUAAUGAUGGAGAUUCUAGCUCUAAAAGAAGAAAAUAA
Molecule: messenger RNA, 3495 nt
Organism: Lachancea fermentati
Lineage: Eukaryota; Fungi; Ascomycota; Saccharomycetes; Saccharomycetales; Saccharomycetaceae
Source: the annotation of a GenBank genome assembly